AAUGAAGCCCAAAUGAUGCAUUACGGAGCCUCCCACCUAGGGAAACAGAGGUCACAUCUAGAGAUUAGACAUGAGCAUCAAAGACAGAAGACAGCAAGCUGGUGGGAGCACUACAAGCUGCUGCCACCGAGAGCCCCUCUCCAGGGCCUCAGUGAAGGUUCUCUUCCCUCUAGAAAGGAGCAAACCUACCCUCCUGCAGUUCUCCAAGAUAGGGCAGCCCACCUCCUCCAUGGCAGACUCUGUGACUUGGGUCUUUGGAAUGAAGAGUCUAUGAGCCCCUUGGGGACCCAGGAUGCACUGAACAACAGGCUGAAGAAUCGCAGUCCAGACACAGGAUGGGCGGGAACCAGGAAACAUCUGGUUUGCUGUUUCAGACUCUCAACUCACGAAAUCUCCCCAGGAAACUCACAUUUUGCUUUUUACUAAGUUUUCAGGACAGCAAAAUUCUGCUCAUCCUAG
Marmota monax (woodchuck) is the source of this 459-nucleotide messenger RNA. It is a transcript of the gene Dcanp1, whose product is annotated as dendritic cell associated nuclear protein 1. The record is from RefSeq and is a predicted model, not a curated record. Lineage: Eukaryota; Metazoa; Chordata; Mammalia; Rodentia; Sciuridae.